Messenger RNA from Myotis lucifugus (little brown bat), 1615 nucleotides. RefSeq names its product C1q and TNF related 2 (gene C1QTNF2). Lineage: Eukaryota; Metazoa; Chordata; Mammalia; Chiroptera; Vespertilionidae. Gene Ontology annotation, molecular function: protein binding. The transcript is spliced from 4 exons. The coding region runs from base 185 to 1135 and encodes 316 amino acids. The record is from RefSeq and is a predicted model, not a curated record.
CGCUCGUCUGGGCCGCCUCCUAAGCAGCGUCCGUAAUAAUAGCACCAACAGGUCCUUCCUACCACUUCCGAGCUGCGUGUGCUUUCCGCGCAUGCUCCUUACUAGACAUCCCCGCGACCCUCCCAGGUGACAUUGGACCUUCAGGGACUUCAGUCUCAAGCAGCAAAGUAGCUGGCACCACAGCAUGGGCUCCCUGCAAGGUCGUCUUCCCUCCACUCAGGACUGGCAGUGUUACGGAAAGUGGGUCAGAGUGACACAUGCAAGUGUGGUGACCACCAUGAUCCCCUGGAUGCUCUUGGCCUGUGCGCUCCCUUGUGCGGCCGACCCUCUGCUUGGUGCCUUCGCUCGCAAGGAUUUCCAGAAGGGCUCCCCUCAACUUGUCUGCAGCCUACCUGGCCCCCAGGGUCCCCCCGGCCCCCCAGGAGCCCCAGGGCCCUCAGGAAUGGUGGGAAGGAUGGGCUUUCCCGGCAAAGACGGCCAGGAUGGCCAGGACGGGGACCGGGGGGACAGUGGAGAGGAAGGUCCACCUGGCCGGACAGGCAACCGGGGCAAGCCAGGACCAAAGGGCAAAGCCGGGGCCAUUGGGAAGGCUGGCCCUCGCGGCCCCAAAGGGGUGAGUGGUGCCCCAGGGAAGCACGGCACACCGGGCAAGAAGGGGCCCAAGGGCAAGAAGGGGGAGCCGGGCCUCCCGGGCCCCUGCAGCUGCGGCAGCGGCCAGGCCAGGUCAGCCUUCUCGGUGGCGGUGACCAAGAGCUACCCACGGGAGCGGCUGCCCAUCAAGUUCGACAAGAUCCUGAUGAACGAGGGCGGCCACUACAACGCAUCCAGCGGCAAGUUCAUCUGCAGUGUGCCGGGGAUCUACUACUUCACCUACGACAUCACGCUGGCCAACAAGCACCUGGCCAUCGGCCUGGUGCACAACGGCCAGUACCGCAUCCGGACCUUCGACGCCAACACGGGCAACCACGACGUGGCCUCGGGCUCCACCAUCCUGGCUCUCAAGCAGGGGGACGAGGUCUGGCUGCAGAUCUUCUACUCAGAGCAGAAUGGGCUCUUCUACGACCCUUACUGGACCGACAGCCUCUUCACAGGCUUUCUCAUCUACGCCGACCAGGACGACCCCAAUGAGGUGUAGACGGACCGGCGCUCCGUCUCCAGGGAGGGCACACACUCCUGGUCUGGCGCUUACAGAGCGAGACCCCUAAACUGUCUGCUGGGGCCGGGAGUCGGGAGCUUCUGGACUCAGGCCGACCUCCUCUGCCCCCUUUUUCUCCAUCAUUAAACCCAAGCUUUUUUAUUCAUCCUCCCAUUUCUCCAUUCACUGAUUUUUUUUUUCUUUAAAUACCUACUGUGUGACAGGCACCAUGCUAUACUCUGGAAGGUACCACAGUGAACAAGACAGACAGAGGCUCUGGCCUCGUGGGGCUUACAUUCUAGUGGGAGGUACAAUUUACACAUAAAUAAGCAAGUAAUGUCAUUAUUGUGCCAGGAUGGAAAUGCACACGCCAUGGCCAAGAGUAAUCGGAAUAACAGGAGACAGGGAAGAGGUGGAAGUUUGUUUUGGAUUCUAUCUUGUUAGGUUUACUUACAUGCAAUAAAGUCUACACAUCUUAAA